Messenger RNA from Capsicum annuum, 758 nucleotides. RefSeq names its product protein translation factor SUI1 homolog. Gene Ontology annotation, molecular function: translation initiation factor activity; RNA binding. The transcript has 5 exons. The coding region runs from base 218 to 559 and encodes 113 amino acids. The record is from RefSeq and is a predicted model, not a curated record. Gene Ontology annotation, biological process: translational initiation. NCBI's taxonomy places the organism in Eukaryota, Viridiplantae, Streptophyta, Magnoliopsida, Solanales, Solanaceae.
GGUCAAAGUAACAAAGCCCAAAACCCAAAAGGGCUUGAUAUAUAUUGUCUUUUUGUAUUGAAGCCAUAUCUAUUGUGCACUUUACUUUAUUGCUCAGACUUAUCCAAACCUGUAAAGGGUACCCCUUUUACAUCUCAAUAAACCCUAAUUAUCAAGGUCUGAGCAUCCAAGUUUGGUGAUUUGAGCACGGUUGUUAUCUUAUUCUCAGCGAAGUUUCAUGUCUGAUCUCGACCUCCAAGUUCCCGCUGCUUUUGAUCCCUUUGCCGAGGCAAAUGCUGAGAAUUCUGGUGCCGGAACAAAAGAUUAUGUACACAUUCGCAUACAGCAAAGAAAUGGUCGGAAAAGCCUGACAACCGUUCAAGGAUUGAAGAAAGAAUUCAGCUACAAUAAGAUACUCAAGGACCUAAAGAAAGAGUUUUGCUGCAAUGGUACUGUCGUCCAGGAUCCAGAACUAGGCCAGGUUAUUCAACUCCAGGGUGAUCAGCGAAAGAACGUUUCUACAUUUCUUGUCCAGGCUGGAAUCGUGAAAAAAGAACACAUCAAGAUUCACGGUUUCUGAUUUCGCCAUCAUCAACCAUCGCGCAGUUCUUAUAUUUGUCGCCUCAGCGCAGAAGAUGUGAUCCGAGUUCAGUUAUAAUAAAGUUUGCUAGUGCAUUAUUACUUGCAUUGUAGUUAUGUGUGAUGUUAUAUUUUCCAGAACAAUUGUUGUUUGCUUGGAUAGACCUAUGGGCUUUAUAAUCUUUCAGUUGUGUUGCUUA